Messenger RNA from Xiphophorus maculatus (southern platyfish), 6563 nucleotides. RefSeq names its product von Willebrand factor A domain containing 8 (gene vwa8). The transcript has 45 exons. Bases 144 to 5861 code for a protein of 1905 amino acids. The record is from RefSeq and is a predicted model, not a curated record. NCBI's taxonomy places the organism in Eukaryota, Metazoa, Chordata, Actinopteri, Cyprinodontiformes, Poeciliidae. Gene Ontology annotation, molecular function: ATP binding; ATP hydrolysis activity. Gene Ontology annotation, cellular component: cytoplasm.
CCUCUGUCCCCCAUUUAUUUUCCUCCGGCUCCUGCAGUAUGAGCCGACAGAUGUUAUGAAAUGGGAAUAAAGCCGUUCCAGCCCAAGGAGUGACCCAAACCUGGGGCUUUUCAUCCCGAAGGAACAACACAAGCAGCGGCAGAAUGCAUUACCAGCUGCUGCGCGGCGGCACCACGGCGGCUGUGGCCGCUAGAAGGGUGCGGAAUAUUCUGGGUUCGGUCUUGGGUCGGGACGGCUGGAUGUGGAGAUUCCACGAGGUCAAACUUGUGAGCACAUCCUCAGGUGACACUGUGACGAUCGGAGAGAUCUCCUACAAACUCAAAACCCCUCAGAAUCCAGAACUGGUUCCCCUCAAAUAUCUUUCAGACUCUGUGCCCCAAACGGUGGCUCAACAUCUCCGAUGGAUCAUGCAGAAGGACCUUUUGGGCCAAGAUGUGUUUCUCAUCGGACCCCCAGGACCGCUAAGACGAUCCAUAGCCAUGCAGUACCUCGAGCUGACGAGGCGUGAAGUGGAGUAUGUGGCGCUGUCCAGGGAUACCACGGAAACGGACCUGAAGCAGAGGAGAGAGAUCCGAUCAGGAACAGCCUUCUACAUCGACCAGUGUGCCGUAAGAGCAGCAACACAAGGUCGCGUUCUGGUCCUGGAGGGGCUGGAGAAAGCAGAGAGAAACGUCCUGCCUGUCCUCAACAACCUCCUGGAGAACAGAGAGAUGCAGCUGGAGGACGGACGCUUCCUGAUGUCGGCUGAGCGCUACGACAAGCUGCUGCAGGAGCACACCAAGGAGGAGCUGGACAACUGGAAGAUUGUCCGCGUGAGUGAGGACUUCCGGGUCAUUGCUCUUGGUCUGCCGGUUCCCAAAUACAAGGGCAACCCUCUGGAUCCUCCUCUCCGCUCUCGCUUCCAGGCCAGAGACAUCUACUACCUUCCUUUCAAGGACCAGCUGGAGUUGUUGUACAGCGUGGGGCCAAAUGUUGCGGCUGAAAGGGUUUCCCAGCUUCUGUCACUCGCCACAACACUCUGCUCCCAGGAAUCCUCCAGUCUGGGCCUCCCCGACUUCCCUGUGGAUAACCUGGUUGCUGCGCUUCACGUUCUGAACACGUUCCCCAUGCUGUCCUCCCAGCAGCUCGUCCAGAGACUUUAUCCCUACAAGAGCAUCCUGGGAAAGGACGGACACACUGCGGUGGAGAGUGUGUUGAGUCGGUUUGAGCUUCUGGACGGCCGUCGCCAGGCAGCGCCCAGCAACGUUUUGAGCGUCUCCUCCUCCAGUGACCGUGAAGGCCACGCGGAUGUCACAGUGCAGGCUGCUGAUAAGGAAGUCACCUUUCAGGUUCCAGCAGGCAGCAAAGAACCGCGCCCACCCAACAGCAGCCUCACCUUCAUCAACACACCCAGCCACUCGCAGCUGCUGGCUGAGAUGAUGCAGUCGCACAUGGUGAAGGAUUUGUGCCUGAUAGGCGCCAAGGGAUGCGGGAAGUCGGUGAUAGCAAGAGAGUUUGCCGAGAUGCUGGGAUACAGCAUAGAGCCGGUCAUGCUCUACCAGGAUAUGACAGCCAGAGACCUCCUGCAGCAGAGGUACACCCUCCCUAACGGAGACACAGCGUGGCGGCCGUCUCCGCUGGUAACCGCCGCCAUGGAGGGCAAGCUGCUGAUUCUGGAUGGCAUACACCGGGUGAACCUGGGAACUCUCGCCGUGCUCUCCAGGUUGCUCCAUGACAGGGAGCUGGACCUGUAUGACGGGACCAGGCUGCUGCGCUGGGACAGGUACCAGGCGCUGAAAGAGCAGGUGCAGUUUAGCGACCAGCAGCUGCAAGAAAGGUCCAUUUUUCCCAUCCACCCGUCGUUCCGGGUGCUGGCCCUGGCAGAGCCCCCGGUAGUGGGGGCCGGCAGCAGCUCCACCAGCAGCAGCAGGGGCCAGCAGCAGUGGCUCGGCCCAGAGCUGCUCACCAUGUUCCUCUACCACUCCGUCUCUCCUCUGGCUAAAGCAGAGGAGUCAGGCCUCAUACAGGGACUGGUCCCCGGUGUUCCAGAGGAAGCAGCGGAGCGGCUGCUGCACCUCACACACAGCCUCCGUCAGACCAACGACCCCACCACGCAGUCUCUAGCCUCGUCCCUGUCCACCAGACAGCUGCUGAGGAUCUGCCGCCGCCUCUCCCAGUACCCUGAUGAGAGCAUCUCUCACGCUGUCAACAAGGCCUGUCUCUCCAGGUUCCUGCCCAGCCUGGCCCGGGCCUCUCUAGAGAAGGCCCUCAGCAACUGCUCCAUACAGGACGCUGCAGAUCCUGCUGGACAAACACGGGACCACAGCUGUGUGGUCCAGGAUGGCGUGUUGACCAUCGGCACAGUGUCCGCUCCCAUCUACAACCCCGACCAUAAGAUGAAGGUUCCAGACGUUCUCUUCUAUGACAACCCUCAGCACAUGACGGUGAUGGAGGACAUGUUGAAAGACUUUCUGUUGGGAGAACACCUCCUGUUGGUGGGGAACCAGGGCGUCGGUAAGAACAAGAUUGUAGAUCGGUUCCUGCAUCUUCUUAACAGACCCAGAGAGUACCUCCAGCUCCACAGGGACACAACCGUUCAGACUCUAACCCUGCAGCCCUCUGUGCGGGACGGUAUCAUCACCUACGAGGACUCUCCCCUGGUGAAGGCAGUGAAGCACGGCCACGUCCUUGUGAUCGAUGAGGCCGACAAAGCUCCCACUAAUGUCACCUGCAUCCUGAAAACUCUGGUGGAGAGCGGAGAGAUGAUCCUGGCUGACGGCCGCCGGAUCGUCUCAGAUCCAUGUGAAGCCAACAGGAGGGCCAACGUCAUAGUGAUGCACCCAGACUUCAGGAUGCUAGUCCUGGCUAACAGGCCCGGCUUCCCGUUCCUAGGCAACGACUUUUUUGGAGCGUUAGGGGACAUAUUCAGCUGCCACGCUGUGGACAACCCAAAGCCCCAGGCAGAGCUGGCCAUGCUGAAGCAGUAUGGCCCCGACGUGCCCGAAGCCACGCUGCAGAAGCUGGUAGGCGCCUUUGGCGAGCUGAGGUCCAUGGCCGACCAGGGCACCAUCACCUACCCAUACUCCACCCGCGAGGUGGUCAACAUCGUCAAGCACCUGCAGAAAUUUCCCAACGAGGGUCUCGCCAACGUGGUCAGGAACGUAUUCGACUUCGACUCGUACAAUAAGGACGCGCGGGACGUUCUGAUCGAGGCUCUGCACAAACACGGCAUUCCCAUCGGAGCAAAGCCAACCUCUGUCAAUCUGGCAAAGGAGUUGCCGCUGCCGGAAGUCAGGAUGACGGGAUACUGGACGUUAAACCAAGGUGGCAACGCUCGCCGCAAGCUGCUCUGUCCCACUGAGACACGCCCCAUAGAUGUCAAGGGCCCGGCGUUCCUGCGAGUCCAGAAUUAUCCCAGCAGUCGGCAGGAAAGCAGGACUCUGAGUUUCAGCGAGGAGAAGGCCCACUGGCAGAUUCCCAUGAGUGAAGUGAACAUCAUCUGCGACGUGGUCAGCUCAGACGAUACGCUGUACGUGGCCAUGUGUAACCCUGUGACCCUGUACUCCAUGAAGGAGCGUGGGGACAAGAUUCAGUGCAUGGAGCUCUAUGACGUCUUCCCCAGGACCAUCAGCGGCGUCUGGCAGCCGUUCGUCACCGUGGCGCCGCUCGGGAGCCCCCUUGAUGGACAAGUGGUGCUGCACGAGGAACAGAGUAACACAGUGCUCCAUUUGGACCUGGUGACUGGGGCCGUGCGGAGGCUCAUGCUGUCUCCAGGCGGGGACCAGACUCCCUCCAGAGCCUCCCACUGGUGGAGCAGCAAAGAACAACAGGGAGGCUAUAAGAUGUGUCGUGACUUUUCUAAGAAAAACUGGCUUCUCUUUUAUAAGGAGGAUGGAAACCAGCUGGAGGUGCUGGACGUGCUGGAGGGCCGGGUUCAUGCCAUCUCGCUCCCAAUCAACUUGAAGGCAGUGUUCCUGGUUGCAGAGGACCGGUGGCUUCUGCUGGAGAGCAACACCAACAAGAAGUUCCUGCUGACCAAGCCCAUGCACACGGCAGCUGAGGACUCUGGAGUGUGUCAGCUUCACAGCAUCGGUGAGGACCCGGUCAGCUCUGGUCAUGGAGCUGCUUCAGCCGAGGUUAUAGUACCCCAGAUGCUGUCGAAUGAGCAGCUGCCCAAUGAGAACCUCAGUGCCGCUUUGGAGCAGAAGAUCGUCUCCCCAAACCGGGUGCUGGCUGACACCAGCUGCUUUGCUCAGAUCAUCGUGGGCUUCCCAGACCUCAUGUCCCCUAAUGAGGUGUACAGCUUUAAGAGGCCAGUCGACCUGUCGGCCAUGAAAAGCAGUGACAGCGGCUCUCACGCGUUCUACAGGGGUGCGCUGCGGAGCGGCUCAGCCAAACGGGAGAACUGUGUCAGUCUGCUCUCAGCCAAUCAGGUGGUCCGAGCCAUCCCACCCACCAAGGCGCCCCUGAGGGACAUCUACCCUAAAGACGUUACUCCUCCAAUGGCAGCAGCAUACCUGGAGGUGACCGACCUGACCUCCAAGAAACUCAAAUACAUUCCGGUUCCAAGGUCGAUGACCGUGUCGCCGUACACCAACUGGUUGUCGAAGGUCUCAGACUGCGACGUGCUGCUGGCCGCUUUGGGUUCCGGAGGCGUGGUCACCGUGGACAUGGGGGGCUACGUCCGGCUGUGGGAAACAGGCCUGGACGCCCUGCAGCGCUCUCUAAUGGAGUGGAGGAACAUGAUCGGCUCGGAGGACGGCAGACCUAUUCAGAUCACGAUUCAGAGGGACAGCGGUUUGGACGUUUCUGCACCAAAACACGGCAAGAUAGACGCCAGCAACGCUCCUCACGUCGGGGGAAACCAGUGGGCUGGAGGCACCGGUGGCAGAGACACUGCAGGGCUGGGAGGUAAAGGUGGGCCUUAUCGCUUAGAUGCUGGACACAAAGUGUACCAGGUGUCCCAGGCUGAGAAGGACGCUGUUCCAGAGGAGGUCCGCAGAGCCGCCCGCGAGAUGGCCGAGAAGGCCUUCAAGGAACGAUUGAAGGAGAUCGAUAUGAGCGAAUACGACGCUUCUACCUACCAGCGCUUCUCCAGCGCAGUGAGGAGGCAGGUUCAGUCCCUGCGGAUCAUCCUGGACAGCUUACAGGCUAAAGGCAAGGAGCGGCAGUGGCUGAAGAACCAGGCUAUGGGAGAACUGGAUGAUGCUAAGAUCAUCGACGGUCUAACCGGAGAGAAAACCAUCUAUAAGCGCAGGGGAGAGCUGGACCCAGAGCUGGGCAGUCCUCAGCAAAAGCCAAAGCGUCUGCGGGUUCUGGCCGACGUGUCGGGCAGCAUGUACCGCUUCAACGGGGUGGACGGUCGCCUGGAGCGCUCCAUGGAGGCCGUGUGUAUGGUGAUGGAGGCCCUGGAGAACUACGAGCACAAGUUCAAGUACGACAUAGUGGGCCACUCUGGCGACAGCUACGACAUCGAACUGGUCCCAGCGGACAAAAUGCCGAAGAACGACAAGCAGAGACUGAAAGUCCUCAAGACCAUGCACGCCCACGCCCAGUUCUGCAUGAGCGGCGACUACACCCUGGAGGCCACCGAGGCCAGCAUCAAGGAGCUGGCGCGGGAGGAGGCGGACGAGCACUUCGUGGUGGUGCUCAGCGACGCCAACCUGGAGCGCUAUGGAAUCCGGCCGGAGCGCUUCGCCCAGGUCUUGACCUCCGACCCGCAGGUCAACGCCUUCGCCAUCUUCAUCGGAUCCCUUGGUGAUCAGGCUGAAAGAUUGCAGAAGACCCUUCCAGCGGGGAGAUCCUUUGUUGCCAUGGACACCAAGCAGAUCCCCCAGAUUCUGCAGCAGAUCUUCACGUCCACCAUGCUGUCCAGCGCUUGACUCCACUAACAGAUUCAACAGACUUUUCACAGUGUGUCCUUCAGCCGUCUCUCUUACAGAGACGGCCAAACUGCUCUGCUGCUGUCGCCGUGGUUUCCUUCAGAAUGAGUCUGACAUGACACAAACACACCGGUGAUGACAUCAUAAAUCCCCAUUCUGUUCCUCUGUCGGUGUGUGUGUGUGUGUGUCUGUGUGGUACAGCAUCAACAUGCAGCAGCCUCUUCCUUCCUGGCUGCUGGACCGCGUGACGCCUUCCACGCUCUCAGUUCUGAAAGGAAUCUCAGAUCUGCUUUCAUUCUCCAAACACACACACACACACUGGUCACUGUGGGGUAACUAUCCCUCGCAUGCUCAGGAAAAGUCUCCACAGACAAGAGGCACGUGCUCACUCUGUCCCUGCUUAUCAUGUUUAACAUUCACGCAUCACUGUCUGGAGCAGAUGGGAUCAAUAAAGCAGCUGAUCGAUCGGUCCAUAUUGAUUCCUCUGUGACAGUGUGAUGGGUUGAGGGGAAAGAGACACUCUGCCAACGUGUUGGGAUGUUUCACCAGUUCAGUAGUGUGUCUUAACUCUUAGAAUGAUAGUUCAUACUAUUGCUGAUGCAGUCACUUCUUUAAUUGUACAUGGUUGUUAAUUUAAGAUUAUAUAACAUGUAAAACUAAUGUAAAAACAAUCUCAUAAAGCCAUGUUGCUGUUUAUGAUCA